CAAUUAGCUUAUUUUAAGUUUGCAGGUUUUUAUGUACAUCAUUUUUCCAUCAAGGGAUACAGAAAAAAUAAUGCAGUAAUGCAAUAAUAAUGCUACACAUGAUAACCUGCACAGAAAGCUUUCUAGAGCUUCCAGACUCCAGACCUAAUAGGACUUCCAGACCUAUUAGCCAUUACUGAAUUCUAUUUUUUUCGGGUUAUUUGCUUAGUUUUCUGAUUGUGACAUAGCACGAAUAUUCAUUCCACAGAGCAGACAUUUUUGUUUUGGUUUCCAGUGUGAAAGAAAGGAAGAGGCGGGGCACUACACCACACACGGGGUUGCGCAAUAGUACGAUCAUUUCUGUAAUCGGCAUUGAUCGGCACAAGCUUUGUUGCAUCCAUGGAAUAAUACACAAAUCACUUAAAACUGUGUGUUAUUUUCGCUAAAUUCUUACAUAUAUUUCCAAUUUGAACUGACUUACAUACAUUACACGUCAACAGUACAACCACAGAUCCCAGUGCAGUGUUACGCCAGUGUGAUGCUUUUAUUGUCUUUUAACCAAAUCCUCCCACUUGUCUGCUCACAAAGUGUCAGAAGAGGAAGGGGUUUGCCGAAGGAAACAGGCUUUUGGUUAAAGUGACAUGUCAUUUCCUGGUUGCUGGCUCCACGUUAAGGACGCUAGAUAGUAUGCAUAAGCGCUCAUCAGACGAGGAAUGAGUCUCCGAGCUGCAAGGCGGCCAUCGCUUACCUCUGAGAUUCAGCCUCAUACCAUGAAAGAUGGACUGGCUGCUAAGUCCAUGCCUGCUGAAAGAUGUGGGCUAUCUGCGGCAGUGGCUUGAGGGGUUUGUGGCAUCCUUUGAGAGGCUCAUUGACGUGCACUCGCUGGAGCCUCGGAGGCCGGAGGAGUGCAGCUCCGACGUGCCCCAGCUCCCCAAGGAGGUUCUUGUGUUCCUCAGCACGCAGCUUUGGCAGAGUGCGGUGCACCUUACCGGCAGCCAUGACCGCAACAACAGCGUCCCGCACCCUCUGCUACUCGUCAAGUUCUUCAUCAUCGUUUGCAGAACCAUGGAGAACAUUGACGGGGACAGGACGCCUCCUUUUGUUUUUGAAUCUAUAAAGCUGCUGGAUUUCUGUUUGCACCAGAUAAAGAACGGACAAGGCGACCAGUCGGCUUUGCUGUCGGUCGUGCAGUACGGCCUCGUGCUGUGCGAGAGUGUCUUUGACCCUUAUCAGACGUGGAGACGACGACUGGCGGGGGAGGAGGUGAGCAUGAUGGAGAGAAGCAAGUACAAGUUCUCCCCACUUCCUCUGCCAGAGGAGCUGACUGCUCUUUUCCACGAAAGUCUGCAGGACAGCGAGAAGCUACCAGAGCUGCUUACGCUCAGGCUGGUUCAUCUCCAAGGAGCUGUCAUCAGCGGGGGGAAGGUCUGUCUGUCGCCGUAUCCUCAUCAUCAUCAUCGUUUAUUACUGUCUGAUUCUGAAUCCGAUGACAAAGGAUCAUCUUGUUUUAUGCGUUUCUUCCAGAGGAAUGGCCUCCUCGCCGUCACCCCUCACUCGGUUGAGGACCUCUUCUCCGUGCUGCAAUCCUGGUGCUGCCGGGCGUCCCGUCACUUCAAGGACACGUUACUCCCGCGGCUGACUUUGCAGUGCUUGACGGCCAUGAUCCACCUGGUGCAUUUUAGCAGCCCGUCAGAGCGCCAAGUGGAGAUCAGGACCGUACUGGAGAGCUUCUUCCAGCUUCUCAACUGGAACCGACCGCUGAGCAUCGAGCAGCAGGACGGGCAGAACUCUGAGGAGAGUCUGAUCUCCCUUCAGAGCCUGAUGCUGACCGCCGUUCCCGAAAUCCUGCAGUGCUCGGAUCGACCCGCGUUACAGGCGGUCUUCCUGAACAACAACUGCUUUGAACACAUCCUGCGGCUCAUACAGAACAGCAAGCUCUUUCAGAGCAACCGGUUAAGGCCGGCAAGUGAGUGCGACCUCACUACAAGUUUACUCACAGAGGUCAAAAUGGACCAGGUGCUGGAGCGGGGAUCGGACAGCAUCACGGUGCACGCUUUAGGAGUCCUUACAGCCAUCAUGAGUAGUUCUCCAUCUGCCAAGGAGACUUUCAAGGAGAGGAUCGGCUACUCCCAGCUCUUUGACGUGCUCAAGAGUCAAGGUCACCCCACGAAAAGGCUGCUCCAGGAGCUGAUGAACAUGGCAGUGGAGGGCGAGUACGCCCACGCAUACCACUUAGGCAUCAGCAACGAUCAACCCCUCCUGCUGCUCCUGCAAUGGCUCCCUGAGCUCCACGGCCAGAGGGAGCUUCAGCUGCUGGUGGCGCAGUGGCUAGCCACCGUAUGCGGGGGAUCGCUGUCUUGUCGGACCGUGGCGGUGGAAGCGGGCAUGGUCGGCGCUUUAUUACAAGUUCUUUCGCAGCCGCAGGACUUGGACAGGCAGUGUGCAGACGCACUGCUGGGUCUCCUGCAGGAUUUGGGUUCGCUGUGCGUGAGGCCCGAGGAACUAAAAAGCCUCAUCAGGUUGCUCAGAGUGGACCAGAACUGCGUGCAUCCCUUCUGCACUCGUAUCAUCCAAGUGCUGUCGGCGAUGGCGGCACGAGAAGGUCGUGACGGCGCGUUGCAGUACUUUGAUCUAUCACCCCCCAUGGCGGGUAUCAUGGUGCCAACGGUGCAGCGAUGGCCCGGCAGCGGCUUCGCCUUCCACGCUUGGCUCUGCCUCAAUAUGGAGUUCCCUUCUUAUCAGGCUGAGGACAAAACCCCCACUAAUUCUGCCACAGCGAGCCAACACGACAUGGGAAAAGGACCUCGCAGGAAGCAGCUCUACAGUUUCUUCACAGCUAGCGGAACUGGCCUGGAAGCCUUCUUCACAAUGGAGGGUGUGCUGGUCGUGGCUGUUUGCACUAAGAAGGAUUACAUGGCUGUCGCGCUGCCAGAACUCCCACUAGCUGACUCACGCUGGCAUUCAGUGGCCGUAGUCCACAUUCAAGGCCGUCGUCCUUUUGGUCAGAACCUGGUCAACGUCUUCAUUGAUGGAGAGCUGUAUAAAACCGCACAGCUUCGAUUUCCAUCCUUGAGUGAGCCGUUUACGUCCUGCUGCAUCGGCUCUGCGGGCAACCGCACCACCACCACGACCACCUCACCUAAUCUACCUACAUCUGUAUCCUCCGGACAAUCCCCUGAAUUUACCUUUCCCGCUCACGGCCCUUCCCUCCUCCGCUCCCAGUCCUUCCCAGCCUCCACAAGAGGACCCUGGGGCUCUUUAAGUGACCCCCCUGUGCGCACCAUCCCAGCCGGACUGCAGGACACCGUAUGGGGAACGCCGAGUUCUCUGGACGGCCUCCUGGGUGCUGCUUUUAUCUGCCAUGAGUCUCUGCAGCAGGCCCAAACCAGAGCGCUAUACGCUGCAGGUCCCAAUUAUGUUUCCUUAUUCAAAGCGGAUGGAGAAAUGUCGGAUCUUAAUGGCAAGCUUUUGCUCUACUACACUCCUCAGGCAUUCAAGAGCCAAAUAUGUCAGGAUCUGUCUCCAAAUCAUCAAUACGACGGCAGGCUAACGGGACACAGAGUCGUCAACUGGGACAUUAAGGAUGUCAUCAAUGUGGUGGGGGGCAUCGGGGUUCUGCUGCCCCUCCUUGAGCAAGUCUGCGAGGCCGAGCAGGCUUACAACAGCAGUCAGGAGAUUUCAGACCUGCUCGGACCUGAGCUGACGUCCUCGCGAGGCCCGGCCGCCAUGUUGUUGCCGCUCAACCAGUCUUCAGAAUCAAGACUGGAGAGGAACAGCAUCGCCGCCUACCUCCUGAUGCUGAAGAACAUGAUCCGCCGUCACCCUGUCAAUCAGGAAGCUCUGCUGCAGUGCCACGGGCCCAGCAUCAUCGGAGCCAUGUUGUGUAAAGUUCCCGGCAGCAUGAUGGACAUGAAUGUGUUGAUCGCAUGUCAGCUGUUACUGGAGCAGGUUUGCAACGAGGGAAACAGUCCGCUUCUGCAGCAGCUCUACCAGCACCUGCUGUUUGAUUUCCGGAUCUGGACCAAAAGCCAUGCUGCUGUUUGUCAGGCUCAUGUGCGAUACAUCUCCACGGUGAUACACAAAGGAAAGCAGCGUUUAAAAAGGAAGUAUGGAGUCCAGUACAUACUGGACACCAUUCGCACGUACUACAGUGUAGAAAAAGAUGGCGGCUCUCUCUCGGAUGACAAGCAGAACAUACAGACGUCUCUGUUUGAGCUCCUCAAAGACUUCCUCAAGUCUCCAACACCUGAGGAGCUUCACAGCGUCCUCGCUUACAUGCUUUGUGCAGGAGAGGAAGAGCAGGUGGUGAAGGCCCUGGACGUGCUGUACGAGCUGUUGCGGAGCAGCCCUCCUCGUGAGCAGGUUCAGGCCGUGCUGCUGGAUUGGGGAGUGGAGCAGUUUUAUAGUCUACUGCUCAACACGAGCUUCGGAGAUCGAGCCCGAGAGAGAGUGUUCAGGGUUUUAUAUAAAAUCCUCAAAAGCGAGCGUGUAUCCGAACGCAACAAGCAACGCAUCAAACUUAAGGACUUUGGCUAUCUCGGAUUGGUGUUUUUCCUUGAAGACAUUCCCGUAACCAUGACAACGGUGCGAUGUCUGUACGAGCAGGUCCUCGCUACAGAUCCGAGUCCGAACUUCAGAGACCUCCUGGCUGUGGUGUGUCUGUCCCACCGCGCUGACCUCACUGUCCGCUUGGACGUCUGUCGCAAGCUCUUCCACCUCAUCUACUCCAGUGAGGACUACGUGAAGCAGCUCGCCAAACAGCCCGCAUGGCAGGAUAUCCUCACUAAGCUCUACGUCAAAGAGUCGUACGAAUCCUACGCUGCUAGCAUUGCGGAAUCCAAAUCCAUCGAUCCCAGUUUCCGGCCUCCGUUGCGUCGAGAGCAGAAUCUCAUCAUCGAGGAUGCCCAGGCGGACAUCUUCCUGGGGUACGGCACCUCUCAGGAGGAGGAGGAUGACGAUGACGAUGAAGAGGACUCCCGUCAACGGGAUAUCUCCGAGGGGUUCUCAGAUUUAUCCCAAUCGCCGCCUAUUGGAGUCGAAAACCAGAUGAAGAACUUUCCGGGUUCAAUCCAAUUCAAGUCGUUUGAUUCGGCGGACCAGGAGAGUCACACGUCCUCCCUCUCCAGUUCCGUCAAUGUGGUCGAUCUGGCUUUGCCUCGCCCCGACGACGAAGGCAGGGAUUAUCAUCCGCUCUCCCCGUUUGGAACGUCGCCUUUUGACUUGGAAUUGUGCAGCAUGGGGGAGAACACGCCAACCACGCCUUCACCUUUGGAGCACUGCAAGCCAUUCCCGGCACUAAGACCGAGAAAGAGCUCCAGUCUCUCCAACGUUCUGGACCACUCCAGUUACGGUACAGAUCCUCCGACGGCAGACACCAUCUCCAACACGUCCAACCCGCAGCAGACGCCAGAAGAGGAGCUGUGCAACCUCCUCACCAACAUCAUCUUCUCCGUGCUUUGGAGUGGAAGCGGGGCGGACGGGCCUGAAGAUGUGGUCUGGAGAGAGAGGGGGCAGGUUUUUUCUGUUCUCACUAAACUGGGUUCCUCCUGCCAACUGGUCCGUGCGCCUGAUGACAUCAAACGCAGUCUGCUGGAGAUGAUGCUGGAAUCGUCUUUGUCCGAUCUGAGGGACGCACAAGGAGUCUUCCUGCCUUUCUGUCCCAGCCUGGUGAGACUCCUCCGACUCCUGCAGGACUUCCUCUUUGCAGAGGGGACAGACAAUCGCUCUCUGUGGAGUGAAAAGAUCUUUGAGGGGGUGGUGAACCUGCUGGACAAGUUGCAGGCCUGGCACAGCACCCCUGGCACCCCCGCCAGCACCGAACUGAAGGAAAUGUCACAAAUCGGCCUGCGGAUCAUCACCGGCUACAUCCAGCAGCAACAUUCACAGGUGUGUGUGAUGGCCUUCGUGAAGCUGCACAGCCUUCUACAAACCGUCUUGUGUCUCAGCUGGGAGGAGGUGUGCUUCCUUUUGGGCCGCCUCGGUGCCCCCUUGUGGCCGGAUAAGGAGACCCCGAGCGACAACAGUGAGCACGCAGAGAUGUUCUCCCAGUUGGUCCCGGUCGUGCGUGCGCUCCUGGACCAGCAUGCAGAUCCGGUGACAGUUCAGAAGCUGCUCCCUAAUCUGCCCAUCACCAAUGGCAGCACCACCUUCGCCCAGGACCUGAAGUCCUACAGCCAUACAUUGGAAUGGCAAGGCUUUUACCAGCAGCAGGUUCAACCCACAAUGGAGCAGUACGAGCUGGACACAUUUGGCCGGAGCCACGACAUCAUGUCCAAUUUCUGGAAUUCCUGCUUCGACGACCUCAUGAGUACGGCCUUCAAACGGGACAAAGACAGAUCGGACAGCAAAGCAAAGUUCCAGGAAAUGAUCGUCGACCCCUACCUGAAGCGCGUCCGCAGCGAGAACGGCCGCUACAUCAGUUGGCAGAAGCAGAGCUCCGGCCAGCAGGGGGUGGUGUGGCAGCACUGGAAAGCUCUACGGAGGCUUUUGACCAGCGAGAGAGCGCCUUGGGCCAACAAAAUCCAACCUGAGGUCAAGUGGAUCCUGUCCAGCGCCGAGACGUAUUCAAAAAUGCGCCUCAAACUUGUCCCGAAUCACCACUACGACCCUCACACUGAGGCCAGUGCCCAGAGGGACAACAUGGGAGUGGACAGUCCACGUAGCUCCGAGCCUCUCCCUUUAGCUGUCGCUAAAGAAGCCAAAGUAAGCGACAUGGAGGACGACCAGUUAGGCGAAGAGGAUCUCGUCUUUUUAGACAACAAAGCGGAGGCAGAAGAUGAGAACCAGAAAGAGAAGCUGAUUUUGUCCGAAGACUGUGAACUCAUCACCAUCGUGGCCGUGGUCCCGGGUCGCCUGGAGGUCACCACGCAUCACCUUUACUUCUACGACGGCAGCAUUGAGAAAGAGGAAACCGAAGAAGGAAUUGGCUUCGACUUCAAGAGACCUCUCUCGCAGCUAAGAGAGGUCCAUUUGCGUCGCUACAACCUUCGGCGUUCUGCACUGGAGCUCUUCUUCAUCGACCAGGCUCACUACUUCAUCAACUUCAAAAAGAAGUUACGAAAUAAAGUCUAUUCAAGGAUUCUGGGGCUGCGACCUCCCAACCUCUUUUACUUUGGUUCUCGUUCGCCACAAGAGCUCUUGAAGGCAUCAGGCCUCACGCAGAAAUGGGUCUGCAGGGAAAUCUCCAAUUUUGAAUAUUUGAUGCAACUCAACACCAUCGCUGGACGCACUUACAAUGACCUAUCGCAAUAUCCUGUGUUCCCCUGGAUACUCUGCGACUACACCUCCCCUGUUCUGGACCUGGACGACCCGUCAGUUUUCCGAGACUUGUCCAAACCUGUCAGUGUGGUCAACCCUCGCCACGCGCAGGCUGUCAAAGAGAAAUAUGAGAGUUUUGAGGACCCCACGGGCACCAUCGACAAAUUCCACUACGGCACCCACUACUCCAACGCAGCAGGAGUCAUGCACUACAUGAUCCGCAUGGAGCCGUUCACCACGCUGCACAUCCAGCUGCAGAGCGGCAGGUUCGACUGCGCUGACCGUCAGUUCCACUCGGUGGCAGCAGCCUGGCAGGCUCGCAUGGAGAGCCCGGCUGACGUCAAGGAGCUCAUCCCGGAGUUCUUCUACUUCCCGGAAUUCCUGCAGAACAUGAAUGGCUUCGACCUGGGAUGCUUGCAAAUAUCCCAGGAUUCUGUUGAGGAUGUUCUGCUGCCUCGCUGGGCCUCAUCGAGAGAAGACUUCAUCAGAAAGCACAGGAAAGCUCUGGAAAGCGAGCACGUGUCAUGCCAUCUGCACGAGUGGAUCGAUCUAAUCUUUGGCUACAAGCAGCGAGGUGAAGAGGCAGUGAAAGCCCUCAAUGUCUUCUACUACUGCACCUAUGAAGGUGCAGUAGAUCUGGAUGCCAUUGCUGAUGAGACGGAGCGCAAGGCACUCGAAGGCAUCAUUAGCAACUUCGGUCAGACGCCCUGCCAACUCUUGAAGGAGCCUCACCCGCCUCGUAUGUCUGCUGCAAAUGCAUCGAGGCGCCAAUCUCGUCUGGAUGCACUUCCUGUCAAUAUCUUUGAUCAUCUCGAUAAGCUACGCCCGUUUGUGGAGGUGGUGAGCGAUGGUAUUUCUCUGGUCCAGGCGGUCGUACCAAAGAACCAAAAUCGGUCCUUCAUCAUCCAUGGCUCAGAUAUGCUAGUGACUGUGAGCUCAAACGGCCUGAUAGGAACACACAGCUGGCUGCCGUACGACAAGAACAUCGCCAACUACUUCACCUUCACCAAAGACCCGGCCAUUACUAAUCCCAAGACGCAGCGUUUCCUCGGCGGACCUUUCUCCCCCGGCGUAGAGCUGAGCGCUCAGGUGCUGGUGGUGUCCAACGAUGGGCGUCUGCUCUUCAGCGGAGGACACUGGGACAGCAGUCUGCGGGUCACUCAGCUGGGCAAAGGCAAGCUGGUGGGCAGGAUCUGCCGGCACAUCGAUGUUGUUACGUGUUUGGCUCUGGAUCUGUGCGGCAUCUACCUCAUAUCCGGUUCCAGGGACACGUCCUGUAUCGUGUGGCAGGUUCUACAGCAGGGCGGCUUCUCCAGCACGCUGUCUCCUCGGCCCGUUCAGGUGCUUUGUGGACACGAUGAGGAGGUCACCUGUGUGGCCAUCAGCACGGAAUUGGACAUGGCCGUCUCGGGGUCAAAGGAUGGGACCGUGAUUGUUCACACAGUCCGAAGAGGUCAAUUCCUGAGAACGCUGCGACCACCUGGUGAGCCUUCCCCCAUCUCCAAGCUCCAGGUGGGCAUGGAGGGCCACAUCGUGGUGCAGACCUCUCAGGAGAAACGCUCUAACCACGGGAAGGGCAAGUACUCCGUCCACGUUUACUCCGUCAACGGCUGUUUGUUGUCGUCCUUCGGCACGGAGGAGAGAGUGAGCGCUCUUCACCUGGUGUCGGAAUACAUCAUCUUGGGGACCGUGCAGGGAAGACUACACAUUCGACAUCUGUGCAGCCUGGAUGCCGCCAUCCCACCCUUGGCCUUGAAGGUGCCCGUGAGGAGCGUGAGCGUCACCAAAGAGAACAGCCACAUCCUGGUGGGACUGGAGGACGGGAAGCUGAUAGUGGUGGGGGCAGGGAAGCCCGAGGAGGUUCGCUCAGGACAAUUCUCCCGCCGCCUGUGGGGGUCCACACGCCGCAUCUCUCAGGUGUCUGCGGGCGAGACAGAAUACAACCCCAAAAGCGAGGUUUCGGGCAAAUGAGACGUACCCAUGAGGGAUGCUCGUGGAGACGCUGGACGCUGAUUUACGGCUUUCUUUUUACAAGCCUGGGAAGACUUCCUCAAGCCUGGGAUCUUUCCGAGACGGAGCAACUGAACACUCAGCACUUUUUUUUUUGGAGGCUUUUUUCCAAUUCAGGAAGCAUUUUAUAUUUGAUUGUGUCCUGUCUGUUUUUAAUCAGCGUCAUUCCAAAGAGUGAGUUUGCUCUUGUGUCAGACUGCACACACACACACACACACACACACACACAUGUCACUAUUUUCCAGUUGCUGUGCCAAUGCUUCUUUAAAAAAAAAAAAACUCCUGCAAACUUGAAACUUUUUUUAGUUAGUUCCAUCCUGCAAUACCAGUGACCACCACCAGAGGGCCACUAGUGCCUAAAGUUCAAAUAACCCUGCUAGGCCUGGGGUUCCCAAACUUUACCAACUCAGGGCCCACUUGAAAAUCUAAAAAAUGUCUUAGGCCUAUAAAUAUUUUUUUAAUCAUGCAAUAAAUAUUUUAAAAAUUAAAUUAAAUUAAAUUAAAUUAAAUUAAAUUAAAUUAAAUUAAAUUAAAUUAAAUUAAAUUAAAUUAAAUUAAAUUAAAUUAAAUUAAAUUAAAUUAAAUUAAAUUAAAUUAAAUUAAAUUAAAUUAAAUUAAAUUAAAUUAAAUUAAAUUAAAUUAAAUUAAAUUAUUCAUUCAUUCAUUUUCUACCGCUUUUCCUCACAAGGGUCGCAGGCGUGCUGGAGCCUAUCCCAGCUGUCUUUGGGCGAGAGGCGGGGUACACCCUGGACUCUUCACCAGCCAAUCACAGGGCACAGGGCAAAUUAAAUUAAAUUAAAUUAAAUUAAAUUAAAUUAAAUUAAAUUAAAUUAAAUUAAAUUAAAUUAAAUUAAAUUAAAUUAAAUUAAAUUAAAUUAAAUUAAAUUAAAUUAAAUUAAAUUAAAUUAAAUUAAAUUAAAUUGGUGGCCAUGCAGCCAAUCACAGGGCACAUAUAGACAAACAACCAUUCACACCCACAAAUUUAAAAUUAAAUUAAAUUACAUUAAAUUAAAUUAAUUGGCAUAUUUAGUUGACAUAUUCUCGAUAUCCAGUGUUGUAAUGUUAUUAUUCAUAGUUCAUAUUGUUGCUGCAGAUGGACUACCCAGCAUGCCUUGUGGGCAUUUGGAAAUUAAUUAAUUAAUUCAUUCAUUCAUUCAUUUUCUACCGCUUUUCCUCACGAGUGUCGCGGGGGUGCUGGAGCCUAUCCCAGCUGUCUUUGGGCGAGAGGCGGGGUACACCCUGGACUGGUCGCCAGCCAAUCACAGGGCACAUAUAGACAAACAACCAUUCACACCCACAAAUUUAAAAUUAAAUUAAAUUAAAUUACAUUAAAUUACAUUAAAUUAAAUUAAUUGGCAUAUUUAGUUGACAUAUUCUCGAUAUCCAGUGUUGUAAUGUUAUUAUUCAUAGUUCAUAUUGUUGCUGCAGAUGGACUACCCAGCAUGCCUUGUGGGCAUUUGGAAAUUCAUUCAUUCAUUCAUUCAUUCAUUUUCUACAUUUCCUCACGAGGGUCGCGGGGGGGUGCUGGAGCCUAUCCCAGCUGUCUUUGGGCGAGAGGCGGGGUACACCCUGGACUGGUGGCCAGCCAAUCACAGGGCACAUAUAGACAAACAACCAUUCACACUCACAAAUUUUAAAUUAAAUUAAAUAAUUUAAUAAUUUAAUAAUUUAAUAAUUAAAUUAAAUUAAAUUAAAUUAAAUUAAAUUAAAUUAAAUUAAAUUAAAUUAAAUUAAAUUAAAUUAAAUUGUGCAAAAAUGAAUCAUAUUUUUAAUGACCUCUCAUGGCCCACUUGCAGUACCACCACGGCCCACCAGGGGGCUUUGGGAAUGACACUUUGGAAAUCACUGAUCCAGGCUGUUACAAUAAAGCAAGACACGUGCUUUAAUGGUCACGUAUGUGAAAUAUAUUCCCUGUAUGAGAUCAUGCUAUGGAAUUAACUUUUGCUUUACACUAUGAAGUCAACACCUGCUCUUAUUAUUCUCUGCUUGUUUCAUAUUCAACCCAAGCGGUGCCUUUUAUUUUUUUUAUCUUGCGUCUAAGCAUAUAAACACUGAUUGCAAUCAUCUGUCACGCCAGAUUCAUACACACACACACACACACACACACACACACGCUAUGCCUCACAUGUGCGGAACAUGGUUUUAAUCAAGUCAAGUGCUGCUUAUGCGUUUGGUUAUGAACAUCCGAUGCCGGAAUGCUUUUGCUGUGGUCAGGAGAUGCUAGUUGCUAUGCGGCAUCUCCACAAAGGGGAACUGGUCGGGGGUCCAUGUGGCAGGAAAAAAUUUUAAAAAACGCCCCCAAAAAACUGGAUCCAUUGUUGAGGCAGAGAAGAAGUCAAGUCUUGAUGCCUUUUUAUUUUUGUGAAUGAAUGUAAUAUAUGGCCUUGCUAUGCAUUAUCGUUUAUCACGUUUCUUAAAAUGCAAUCUAUGAGAUAUUAGUGUAAAUAUAUUGUAUAUAAUAAUAUAAUAUUCCUGGUGUUUGUCAUUUAACUUAAAGCUUUGGACCAGCACUGCCUUUUGUCAUUUCUAAGGAUUCACACUUUGUAUUGUGUCUUCUUUUUGUGACCUUCUAUAAUACACUUUACUUGUUUACACUUUUACUCGCCCCCGGAUGUUUCUGGAUCCAUUACAGAAAGACUUCCAGGUCCUGAAUACAGUAAAACGGCCCCGGACCAUCACACUACCUCCACCG
Doryrhamphus excisus (bluestripe pipefish) is the source of this 11938-nucleotide messenger RNA. Lineage: Eukaryota; Metazoa; Chordata; Actinopteri; Syngnathiformes; Syngnathidae. The record is from RefSeq and is a predicted model, not a curated record.